Molecule: messenger RNA, 345 nt
Organism: Glycine soja
Lineage: Eukaryota; Viridiplantae; Streptophyta; Magnoliopsida; Fabales; Fabaceae
Source: the annotation of a RefSeq genome assembly
AUGCAAACCCCUGAAAGUCUGUCUUCUUUUAAUGAAUGCCCUAGGCCUUCUUCACUUGCACAACCCUCCCUAACAGCCUAUGAAUGUGUAGUGGAAUCCCGCAAUGCGUCACCGAAUUUGAUGGCAGGCACAAUUCUGGCUAGUUCUCCGCACUACUUUUCUGCAGUUGAAGACUAUCAUGCCUGUUUAAUGAAAAACUGGCUGGCUCUGGCUACCUUGCGGAGCAAACAAAAUCUCCCCCAAUCACACUGCCUGUAUGAACAAACAAACUUUGUACAACCAGCUUACGUGGAAAAGAUUCGAUAUUCUUUCUAUGCCAAUAGACUCGUGACAUCCAUGUACUGA